AUGGCCCUUCGGGAGCUGGAGCGGACCGGGGCUCACUUCACUUGGACCAACAAGCGCCUUAGACCGACAAGGUGUGUCCUCGACCGGGUGUUGGUCGCGCCGGCCUGGGAGGCGGCUUUCCCUCUGUGCUCGCUCACGGCGAUCACAAGGAUUGGUUCGGAUCAUACCCCUCUCCUCCUGUCCAGUGGCGAAGAGACUAGGCGCGUGCCGCCGAGAUUCUUCUUCCACACUUGGUGGUUUGGCGUUCCGGGGUUUGGGGACCUUCUCAAGGCGAAGCUGGGAAGCUUCAUCUCGGAGCGGGGUCCGCACAGAUGUCACAUUGAGCUGUGGCAAUGUGUGGCCCACAAUACACGGCAAUUCCUCAAGGGAUGGGGAUCCAAUCUGGGUAAGGAGAAGAGGGAUUUCAGGGAAAAUUUACUCCUUCAGGUCACCGAGCUAGAUAGGGUGGCCGAUGCUACGGGGUUAGAUGAGGACGGUUGGGCGCUCAGGUACCACCUCGAGGACCAACUUUCGGCCCUGGACCGGGCUGAUGAGGAGUACUGGCGCCAACACAGUCGGGUGCAGUGGACGCUUCAGGGAGAUUCCUGCACGGCGUACUUCAUGCCAUCGCGAACGGGCGCCGGUGGAAGGGAGAUUCGGAGGUUUGCCACCUCGGAGGAAAACCAUGACCUCGAGUUGACUUUCACUGCGCACGAACUGGACGAGGUUCUGGCGAGCAUGAAGCAAGACUCGGCACCGGGCCCUGACGGCCUCCCGGUGAUGUUCUUCAAACGGUUCUGGGGAACCAUUCGCGGACCGAUCCUACAGAUCCUCAAUGAUUUUGCCCUAGGGAGGGUUGAUGUGGCGCGUCUUAACUAUGGGAUUAUCACUUUGAUUCCUAAAGUGAAAGGGGCAGAUAACAUCAGAAAGUAUAGGCCGAUUACGCUCAUUAAUGUCAUCUUUAAGUUUGUGGCUAAGGCGUACGCUAUUAGACUUGCUCCGGUGGCGCAUAGGGUUAUAGACCGUUCUCAAUCUGCCUUCAUUAAGGGGCGAUGCUUACACGUGGGGGCGCUUGCCUUACACAAGAUUGUGCAUGAGUUACAUGUCAGGAAGCAAAAGGGUUUGCUCCUGAAGCUCGACUUCGAGAAGGCCUACGAUAGGGUCAACUGGGACUUUCUGCAGGAGAUCCUCCUUAGGAAAGGGUUCUCCGCAAUGAUGGUCCACCGUUUGAUGCAAUUGGUCAGGGGUGGCCAAACGGCGAUCAAUGUUAACGGGGAAAUAGGGAAUUUCUUCCGGAACGCGCGUGGAGUGAGACAAGGGGACCCACUCUCACCAAUUCUCUUUGACUUCCUGGUGGAUGGCUUGGCAGCGAUCAUUACCAAGGCCAAUGCCGCAGGACAUGUCAAGGGGCUUGUGCCGCACCUCAUCCCAGGGGGGUGA
Lolium perenne is the source of this 1419-nucleotide messenger RNA. Lineage: Eukaryota; Viridiplantae; Streptophyta; Magnoliopsida; Poales; Poaceae. The record is from RefSeq and is a predicted model, not a curated record.